AUGUCCUUCCUGAACAAGCUCGCUGGUCGCAAGACCACCGACGACACGCAGCCUGACAAUGUCGACGCCGAGACCCAGGUUGUAACCAACGACAAGGAGACCGGCGGCGUCUAUCCCAACGACACUACGGCCGAUAGCCAUUCCGAUGACAAUGCGCCCGCCAAAGAUGCCCAGCGUGGUGUUCAGGAAAUCGAAGCCGUGACCCUGGUCUGGACCAAGCUGCACCUGGUCUGUCUUUUGUGCCUCAUCUGGCUUCUUUUCCUGGUCAAUGGAUUCCGUCUCUCGAUUCUCGCCACCCUGGCGCCCUUCGUCACCAGCGAAUGGCUCAUGCACUCGCUCACCACCGUCAUCUCCAUCGUCGCAGACAGCAUGACCGCCGCGUGCUACAUCCCCAUGGCCAAGAUGCUAGACGUGUGGGGUCGCGCUCAAGGCUUUGCCGUCAUGGUUGGUUGCGCUACUUUGGGCCUUGUGCUCAUGGCCGUGUCCCACAACCUAGCUACUUUCUGCGCUGCGCAGGUGUUCUACCAGGUCGGUUUCGGAGGCAUCAUCUACACCGUCUGUGUGCUCGCGGCCGAUGCCACAAACCUGAGGAACCGAGGUAUCGCCUUUGCCUUCACCUCGUCUCCUUACAUGAUUACCGCCUUCGCCGGAUCCAAGGCUGCUGAGGGUUUCUACCAGAAUGUCAACUGGCGAUGGGGUUUCGGCUGCUUCGCCAUCAUUCUACCCAUCAUCACCACCCCUCUCUUCCUGCUGCUGCAGACCAACCUCAAGAAGGCCUACGCCCAAGGUGUCAUCACCAGGACGAGCAGUGGCCGGACCUUUACGCAGAGCCUCUGGUACGGUAUUGUCCAGUUCGAUUUGCUCGGAGUCUUCCUAUUUGCCGGCGGCUUCACCACCUUCCUCCUGCCAUUUACUCUCGCCCGCUCCGCCCCCAAUGGCUGGAAGACUGACUACAUCAUUGCUAUGAUUGUCACCGGUUUCAUUGUCAUGGUCAUCUUUGGCCUGUACGAGAUGUUCCUGUGUCCGGUGCCGUUCCUGAACAAGAAGUUCAUGACUGAUCGCACCGUCAUUGCCGCCUGCCUUAUCGAUAUGACUUACCAAGCGUCUUACUACUGCUGGGCCAGCUACUUUACGUCCUUCCUGAUGGUCGUAAACAACCUGACUAUUGCCGAGGCCGGAUACGUCAACAGCACCUUCCAGAUUGUCUCUGGCGUUCUUCUGUUCUUCGUUGGCUACAUGAUCCGCCGAACCGGUUACUACAAGUGGCUCUUCUACAUUGCCGUCCCGCUGUACAUCUUCUCCCAGGGCCUGAUGAUCCACUUCCGUACGCCCAACGGAAAGAUUGGCUACAUUGUCAUGUGCGAGAUCUUCAUUUCCAUGGGCGGAAGCGUCUUCAUUCUUUGCAUGCAGCUGGCCGUUCUCGCCGCUGUCGACCACCAGCACGUUGCUGCUGCUCUGGCCACGCUAUUCGUGGCCGGCAGUAUGGGCGGCGCCAUCGGUAACACCAUCUCUGGUGCUAUCUGGACCAACAGCUUCCUGCCGGGUCUUUACAAAUUCAUGCCAGAGUCCUCGACGGAACUCAUCCCGACCAUCUACGGAGAUAUUGUUACGCAAUUGUCCUACCCCGUUGGUUCCGAGGAGCGAUUGGGAAUCCAGAAGGCUUAUGGUUUCGCCCAGACCAGAAUGCUUGCCGCUGGAACUGGCAUCAUGGUCCUGUCUUUCAUCUGGGUCUUCAUGUUGAGGAACAUUAAUGUCAAGAAGAUGUCGCAGACCAAGGGUACUGUGUUCUAA
Ilyonectria robusta is the source of this 1791-nucleotide messenger RNA. Its product is annotated as putative transporter. Gene Ontology annotation, molecular function: transmembrane transporter activity. The record is from RefSeq and is a predicted model, not a curated record. Bases 1 to 1791 code for a protein of 596 amino acids. Gene Ontology annotation, biological process: transmembrane transport. Lineage: Eukaryota; Fungi; Ascomycota; Sordariomycetes; Hypocreales; Nectriaceae. The transcript is spliced from 4 exons.